Molecule: messenger RNA, 8060 nt
Organism: Mobula hypostoma (lesser devil ray)
Lineage: Eukaryota; Metazoa; Chordata; Chondrichthyes; Myliobatiformes; Myliobatidae
Gene: tdrd6a
Product: tudor domain containing 6
Exons: 4
Coding region: 265-7173 (2302 amino acids)
Source: RefSeq, a predicted model, not a curated record
GACGAUUUCUCCUCCCCCCCCCGCCACGGGUUUUACGGGGAGCGCAACCAGCCGGCGCAUGCGCAGCGAUCGGGUUAAAAAGAGCGGUUAAACGGACCGUUCUUCUGACGCCUCUUCUGAGCGCGUGGUUAUUAUCGACGCGGAAACGGUCGAGCGCCCUUCAAACGCUAACGGCCGCCUGCGCGCAAUCAGCGCCGGGUAUUUACAAAUACAAACGCCAGCGAGCCGGCAGAAGAGAGCCGCUCAGCACGGGGGGCGGUUGCGAUGGGUUCGACGGGCGGGCUGCCGCCGACGGGCGUGUGCCUUGCGCUCCGGGUCACUCGAGUGGACCCACCCCGACCCAGCUCGGUAUUGGUCAGGCUGUGGGGCCGCUUCCAGCAGCGCGAAAGGCAGCCCGAGUACCAGCGGAUGCACAUGGAGAUCCUAAAUUGGGCCAAGGCGGUGCGGCUGGGCGGCGGCCCCGAGCGCGGAGUGCCCGCCCCUCCUCUGGAAACUAACGAGCGCUGCUUGGCUGAGAUCUGCGGCGAGUGGCACCGGGCCCGGGUGCUGAGCCGGGUGGACGACGACUAUACCGUCUUCAUGCUGGACGAAGGCCGGGCGCUGCCGGUCCGGGCCCGCAACCUGGACCGAGGUAAGAAGGAGUUUUUCCACUUGCCGCCCGAGGUGGUCUGCUGCAUUCUGGCCAACUUGGUGCCGGCUAAGGACCCGGGAGCCUCCGCCCAGGAGGAGCAGAGGCGGUCACAACCACCGCCAGAGGUCGGCGACGGAGAGGAGGAGCGCGACGCGGGCGCCCGGCCCCGGGCGAGCAAGGCCACUGCCUGGCCGCCUGGUGCGUUGUCCUUCUUCCGCGGCCUGCAGGGGCGGACGCUGGAUGCGCAGGUAGAGGCGGUGUUGCCCAACCGCUUGGUGCUGGUGGAGGUGGCGCGGGUGUCGAGGCAGCUGUGUGAACUGGGCCUGGCGCGCACCAUCGACGCCGCCUCCUUCCGCCUGCUAGUGGAGGUGUCCACUUCGCGGCCCAGCGCCGCGCUCCGCAAGGAGUGCCUGAGCCUGCUGCCCCCGCCUUCCUCCGACGCUGCCGCCGCCCCCGCCCCCGCCCCCGGUCAGAUUCCGGGCGGGGCUGAGGCCCUACAGCCGCCUCCGCCGCCGCAGCCACUCGGCGAGGCGGGCUACGGCCUCACCUACUUCUACCCGCUGCUGCAACUCGGCGAGACCGUGGCGGUGAGGGUCACCCAUGUCCGCUACCCCGACCGCUUCUUCUGCCAGCUGAGAUGCCACUGCCCCGAGCUGGAGCGGCUGCAAGACAGCAUGCACCGCUACUACGAGAGUGGGCGCGCAGCCGAAGCGCCCCGCAAGCUGGGCACUCCGUGCGCCACCAAGAGCGCCGAUGGCCGCUGGUACCGCGCUAUCAUCCAGCACACGCUGGCCGACGGCGUGUUGGAGGUUUUCUAUGUUGAUUAUGGUGACCGUGAGGUGGUGUCGGCCCGAGCCGUAUGCCGCCUCAGCCCCGGUUACUUCAAGAUGCCUGUUGUCACCUACCCAUUUGCUCUGCUGGACGUGUCGGACUACGGCCGCGGCUGGACGGCGCAUCACGUCGAGCUGCUCAAAUCGCUGAUCCUGCGCAAAGUGCUGCAGGCCAAGGUGGAGUUCUACAACGCAGUGGAAAACGUAUACCUGGUCACCCUUUACCAGGAGGAUGGCCCCACCAUCAAUGCAGCUUUUUGUGCCCAAGCAGAAGGACUUCUUUCUGGGUAUUGCACCCAAGAUGGGGGAAUAGGAAAUGGUUGCCAGAAACUGAAUGCUCUGCAAUGUGGUGGUGACUAUCUCGCUGAGGACAAAAGGAUAGGAGUCUCGAAAGUCAAAGAACGUAUCUCUGUACUCAAGAAUGCAAAUCUGAAACUAAAUGCAUUUUACGAUGUUCUGGUUGAAUUUGUGAAAGAUCCUUCAGAAUUUUGGAUUCGAACCAUGGAAACGGCCUGUGAGUUUGAAAAUCUAAUGAGUAGCAUUGCCAAAAACUAUGGACAAUUAGGUCGAAAUGAAGGGUUGAUAAAAAAGCCUGAGCCUGGUUUAUUAUGUUGUGCUAAAUUCAGGGCUGACGACUUGUUUUACAGAGCUGUUAUUACAGAGAUUCUUGAUGGUGAAUUCAGGGUUUUCUUCAUUGAUUAUGGAAACAUGGAAGUCGUGGGUUGGCAUGAUGUUAAGGCCUUACUUCCAGAAUAUCGAAAACUUCCUGCCUUAGCAAUUAAGUGUUGCCUUGCUGACCUCUUUCCUAAAGAAGGAACUUGGAGUAGAGAAGCUGUUGACUAUUUUGAAAAAGCAGUGUUUGAAAAACGUCUUGUAGUUCAUGUCUUGGAGAAGGAGAUGGACAAAUAUUUGAUUGAACUGUUGGAUGUGGAAGAUGAAGGGGAACCUAGUAUAAACAAGUUAAUUUUAAAAGCAGGCUAUGCUGAUCACCAAGUCCAUAGAAUCUCUAACUUAAGUUUAAAGAAUUUGGAUGUAUUAGGCCAUUUGCACAUUCCGUUUUCAUCUGGAGAAACGUUUCGUAUGCUUGGCGGAAACAAAAUAGACAAAUUUGAACAAAGCCCAAUGACUCCUGAUGCAGCUCAGUCAUUCACAGAUUAUGGUGAUACAGCUGAACUGGUGUCAAGUGAUUCUCUAAUCUCACUGCUAUCUGGUCAGGAAGAAUUUGAAGGUAAUGAUAGAGCAGAAAUAAUUACAGAAUCUUAUAAACAAGAAUAUCUUAAAGUGGGAAGUACAGUAGAUGUACAAGUUUCUUUCAUUGAUGAGCCUGGUGACUUUUGGUGUCAAAUGACUAAAAACGCACAUGAAUUGAAGAUGCUGAUGAGUAAAAUACAAGAAUAUUACAACACACAUGAUGAUCAGUUUCAGCCUGAUCAAUCUGCUUGCAUAGUAAAGUAUUCUGAGGAUGGCAGAUGGUAUAGAGCAUUGAUACUGGGAAAAGUGGUUUUAAUGGAAGUAGAUGUGUUGUAUAUUGAUUAUGGAAAUAGAGAGAGAGUAUCCAUUAGUGAUCUACGUGCAAUAAGACCAGAGUUUCUCCUUCUCAAGGGUCAGGCAUUUAGGUGCAGUCUCUAUAACAUAAUUCAGCCCAUGGGUCCUGAUCCAUUCAUAUGGAAUGAAGAUUCAAUUGCUGCAUUCCAUGAAUUUAUUGAUAAUGCUUUAAGCUUGUACAUGGAGCUGAAAUGCACAGUGUAUGCAUUGACUAUUGUGGAGGAUAAAGGACUCUGUAAUAUUGUGGAUUUGAACACUCCAUUCCAAAGUGCUUGUCAAUUAUUAAUCGAGCGUGGCUUAGCCAAGUUUGUAGGAUCACCUAGCAUUCUUGCCCCUUCUGUAAGCCUUUACACUUACUAUUAUUCAACUCAUGAUGUGAAAAUUGGUAGUGAAGAAGAAAUGUAUGUGAGUCAUGUUGUAAAUCCAACAAAGUUCUACUGUCUUCUUGGUAGAAACCUGGGUGUUCUAGAUAAACUUACAGACAAAGUUAAUAAACUCUCUGCUAAGAUGCAAGGAUAUAAUUUUACACAUGGAAUAGACCCUAUCUGUCUUGCAAAAUACACUGAUAAUCGGUGGUAUCGUGCUUUAGCGUGGCCUGUACAGAACCGAAUUCGGGUUUCAUUCGUGGACUAUGGGAACAAACUAGAUGUUGAUAAGAAUGACUUGCUUCCUAUACCCAACAGUGCAAAAGAUGUUAAAUUCUUACCCAUGCAAGCAAUUAAGUGUGGUUUAUCAGAUAUACCAGCUGACUUAUCCCUUGAAGUUAUGUGGUUUAAAAAAGCUGUGAUGGAUAAACCUUUAAAAGCUGUAGUAGUUGCAAAGGAGACAGAUGGAAAACUGAUUGUUGAGCUAUAUGAUGGGAACAUGCAAAUUAAUGCAAAAAUUAGAGAACAGCUUUGCCUGCAGGGUCGUAAUGAAAGAAAAGUAAAUGGUAAUUCAGGAAGGCAAAAGCAUAAGAGUGAAAAGUCGAGCUUUCCUUGUUUGGCAAAGAGUGAUCAUGAGUCAUUGGCUCUCAAAAGCUGCAUAGUUGAAGAUCAAAGUGAAGACUGUGAAAUUGAAAAGUUAACUGGAUCUGUUUGCAAGCAGGACAGAUGGAAGAAUAGGGCUGAAGUCACUUCACAGACUGACGAAACCAGAUUAAAAAGAUGUAUUCCCAACAAAAUAGGUGCAAUGCAGACAAAAGAAUCUUCAGAUAUAGGGUCCAGUGGAGAAAUGGGAAAAAAUACAUCUGUUGAAAGCACUAACUUAAUCACAACAUGGCCUAAGGUGAUACAUGUUCCUCCAUUACUGAAUCCUGGAUUUAAAAGUGAAGUAUCUGUUUCACACAUUAUCAAUCCAUCUCAUUUUUUUGUUCAGCUUUCCCAAAAUGAAGAUAAGAUAAAAAUAAUGGAAAAAAAGUUGAAUGAAUGUGUUAUAAAUUGUAGAAAUGUUGGAAGCUUUAAGAUGGGAGAUGUUGUGUGUGCAGAGUUCCCUGAAGAUGGCUCUCCAUAUAGAGCUAUAAUAACUGAAGCUCACAAUGAUUUGUUUACAGUGGAAUAUAUAGAUUAUGGUAACACAGCAACUGUUGAUGCUUCAAAAAUCUUCCCUCUUCCAGCUGAUUGCUUGGAAGUUCAGCGACUUAGCAUACCUUGCUCUCUUGCUGGAUUUCGGAAUGCAAAUUUUAGAGAAAACAAAAUUAUUCUUUCUGAAUUUAAAAAGAGAACAAAUAAAACACUGCUACAAUGUGAAUUUGUCCAGCAGUUUGGAGAAUUGUGGGAGAUUCACCUCUAUGACAACCAGGGAUUGUUGGCUGAUGGUUUGAAAGAUUCUUUAUAUAAAAGUGAAUUACAAUACACUCAGCAGUUGACUGAAUGUCCUGUAUUUGAUGUAAGGCCUGCUUCAAAGUUCAAGGCAUAUGUCCUUUCAGUUAAGUCUCCCCAGCAAUUUUGGUGUCAGUUUAAGACAACAGAGGAUGGUGUUUUUAUUGAAUCACUUGAAAGAAACAAAUAUGAAUGUGAAUAUCAAUUAAAAAAUGACUUGGCUCUCAAGGCUGGUAAUCUAUGUAUGGUAAAAACUAAAAAUCACCAUAACUGGUCUACUUGUGAAAUAGUGCAAGUUCUUGCUGGUAGUGUUGAAGUACUCUUUCUGAAGGAGGGCAUUAAGGAAGUUAUGAAAAAUGAAGACCUGAGAGAAAUAACACCUAAAUUUGCAUUGACUUAUGAAUGUAAAUUGUAUGGUUUGGUUCCAGUUGAUGGGAAUAGCUGGUCUGAACAAGCCACUGAACUCUUUAAAGCUUCAGUUUUGCACAAAACUGUCACUGUGAAAGUAAUCAGUGUUUCAGAGGAUAAUAUAUUAGAAGUUGCUAUAUACGAGAACUUGGAAAAUAUCAUGAGAAACAAAUUAACUGCUUCAGGGCUAGGUGUUGAGAAAUUGAAUGAGAGUUUGCCUAACACAAUCAACUUUGGACGUUACAUCAGAAAAAUGCCUUUAAUGGGACAAGCUGUUGAAGGAUAUAUCACAGCAGUGGAAAGUCCUAGCUAUUUCUGGUGCCAAUUUUCAAUGCCUGAAAUUCAGAUGCUUUCUAAAAAGAUGUGUGAAGUUGGAAUAUUUGGUAUUACAGAUAAAGAAUUACUUUCCACCAUUUCAAUUGGUGACAGUUGUGCUUGUAAAUAUUCUGAAGAUGACCUCUGGUACAGGGCUGAAGUAAAAAAUAUAAAUGGCAACAUGGUAACAUUGCAAUAUGUUGACUAUGGGAAUGAAGAUAAUGUUGGACUAGAGCAAGUUAAAAGGAUACCCAAGGAGCUGCUGAAGAUUCCUACCCAGUGUUUUCCAUGUUCCCUUUUUGGGUAUGAUUUGUCAAAAGGCUCUUGGAAAGAUGGUGCAGUGGAUGUACUUGUUGAAUUUUCAGAUCAGUUGUUAAAUAUUUCUGUGAUAGAGAAUGAACAUGGAAAAGGAAAUGCUCCAUUUUUAUCACAUGUCCAGGUCCAGUAUGCUGGUGGUACAAUUAAUGAUGUUGUGAGAGACUUGUGGAUUCCUCAUCAUGGAAGCGAUCAGGUAUGUGACAAUUCAUUAAGUGCCGAGCAGUUAACUCCUGUGCUGUCAAGUGCUGGGAUCCAGAAUGACGAAGAUAACCUCAUGCGGCCUACACGUUUGAAGGGAUCAAAUGAAGGGAGCUCUAUCAUUUUUAUGCAAAAUGAAAAUGAGGAAAAAGUUAACACUAAAAUUCCACCUGUACUCAUAAAGGAGGGAGAAUGCAUAAUUAAUGUUCAGUGUAUUGAUUUGUCUCCAGUAGUGGAUAGUGUGACCAAUGGAAUAGAAGUGUUACAUACGUCAAAGAUGAAUGAACCUGUUGAGCAGAGUUCAGUUCUUGCUGAGGACAAUACUAAAAAUGUCCAUUUAAGGUCUACCAAUGAAGUAUCUUCGGUGCAGAAUUGUGUGAAUGGAAACGCUUCAAACCUGCAACCUGAAGAUGCAGAUCUUAAGCCGCUCUCAGAACAAGAACCAAUCAAAGUGUGUGAAGAUUUGCAGGGUUCAAUGCAGUGUAUUGAUCUGUAUGAAGAGAUUUUUAAAUGCCAUAGUGAUCAGCCUCUUACUGAGGAGAUUGGUGAUGAUUCUAUGACCCGUAUUCUCAUAUCCCAUGAUGAUGACGAGGACUACUAUGAAGAUCAAAACUUGCCAGAAGCCCAAGUCAACAGCAGUUUAAUAGAGGACCAGUUUGUGACAGACAUUGGGAUGAAUAUCUGCUUGGAAGAAGAAAGCAAAAUUCUAUCUGAUGAAAGUCUUGAAGUGGUGAAUGAAGGAAAACACAAAGAUUUUGAAGAAAAUAAUGAGAACAAAAGUAUUCUGUUAGAUGAUCCACUAUCUGUGACAGCUGAUAGCAACACAGUACAAGAAUCAUCUUCAUUGAUCCUUCAGCCUGAAUCUGAAUUAUCACACCAUUUGCAUCAAUAUGAGAAUGAACAUCAGGACACAAAGUCAAGCUCCUCUAAUUACAGUACUCGUGUCUCUGAGAAAGAAAUGGUUGUCUCUGAAGUUAAUUGUGAGGAAGUUGAUGGUCAAACUGUGCCUUCUAAGACUGUCAUUCAGCUGGACGAAGAACAAUUGAUCCAUGGCACCAGUACUGAAGUUACAGAUGUGUUUUCUUCCACUAAAUCGGAUGUUGCAUUGCUUGAGCACUUUGACGAUUAAAAACCCAGACUUCGAUGGAUUCCUUUUGCUACACUCUUGGCAGCAGAAAAUGUUUGAGAAUUCGCCUGACACAAAUUUGGAAGCUAAUGUCUAUAUCAAAGUAGAAGGCAAAUCUGUGGAUUUACUCCAUUAAUGGUUAUCAGUCUUGAAGGAAGAUACAAACAAAUAAUGAUUCCUGCUUCUGAAGUUUUUGUUAAAAUACUACAGUUACAAUACUGGUAAAUAAGUAGUAUUUUUCAUUUACUCUCUGGUAUGGCUCUACUCAUUUUAAAAAGUAAAGGAUGCUGUAGUCAAAUGAAACCAAAUACUGCUCUGGUACUUUUUGACAUAGUUGAUUAGGAAACUAGAAAAGAGAUUAAUCUAUUUCAUCCUAUGGAACGUUUAAGUUUGGGAUUCAAACAUGCAUUCAGUUCACUUGAUAUAGCAGUUUUUUUUACUUUUCACGAACAUGAAAAUGCUUGUGAGUAAGGGAAAGAGCAAGAGACUUACUGAUGGAUAUACAGCCUGUUGCGUGCAAUUGAUAGAUUACUGCUGGUAUCAGUCUGUUGGAAAAAUAGCACAUUUCAUCUAUAGGGAUGAACAGAAACUUAAGUAUUAAAAAUCUGUAAAGCAGAUAGUGAAUACCGAAAAUCUUGCCAAAACCUGAUCAGUAUUCAAGAAUGUCAAUGCCUUUAAAUUGUUUCUGUAUGUAUAUUACAGCCAAGAAAAGUAAUUACCCAGAAUUUCUGGAAAAAAUCCUUUUUACAAAUUCUAAAUGAUGGAUUAUAAUGCAAGUCAACUUUGGCCUAAAAUAUAAAGGAAUGUCUGCAACACUCAGCAUCAAAAUACCUGUACACUGCACGUGUUUUUACAAAUGUUCAAUUAAAGUGACAAAUAAAAGCUUAUUU